Pocillopora verrucosa is the source of this 933-nucleotide messenger RNA. The record is from RefSeq and is a predicted model, not a curated record. NCBI's taxonomy places the organism in Eukaryota, Metazoa, Cnidaria, Anthozoa, Scleractinia, Pocilloporidae.
AUGGCGUUUGUCACAGCUAAUGAUCAAUACAGGACAGAGGAAAAGAUACAAUGCAAGACAGAAGUAAACAUACACGGAAUGGCUCUCAAGCGCUCUGUCUUCAAACGAUGGUCAGUGGCAGCUCCUCACCUCUGCGAUGUCAAAUGCGGACAAGAGAUCACCUGCCAAAGCUAUAACUACAAUAAAAAAUACCAAAUAUGUGAACUAAAUAACCGCACCAAGGAGGCGAGACCAGAGAAUUUCCUUUCAGCGCGCACGUGGUUUUACAUUCGACGCUUGAACGGCAGAGCUCCCUUGGGUUCUAUACCUGAAUUACCGGCGCUGUCCUGUCACGAAAUAAAGGCAAGUGAAGGAAACGAAAGUAUAAGCGGCAACUUUUGGCUGGAUCCGACUGGUACUGGGAAGGCAGUUUUGAUUGACUGUGAUAUGAUUACCGGGGAUAUGGAUGAAUGUAAAUCUGACAUCAGUGACUGCGAUGUGAAUGAAAACUGCACUAACACGGAAGGUUCUUACAAAUGCAAAUGUAAAGCUGGAUACACUGGUGAUGGACACUCUUGUUCAGCCGACCCAUGUUAUCAUUAUCAAAGUUUGAGUGAUGCCACUAGAAAGAGCAGUUACAUAACACCCCAGUACCAAGAGGUUUGUGACGACCAACUCCCUGAGGAAAGCUAUCGUUUUGUGGGAGCUGCGGGAACAAAAAUGCCAACAGCACGUGUACUCGCAUUUAGAUGCGGUACAUCCUGGUCAGGCUGGUUGGAUGGUGCUCAUCCUACAGUGGAAGAUGGUAGUGUCUCCAGGACGGUCUGCUUUAGUGAUCGUUAUUCUGGUUGUAAAGCCAUAAAGAAUAUUUCUGUGAUAAACUGUGGAUCUUACUUUAUCUACAAACUUUUUAGGCCACCAGAUUGUUAUAUGCGUUACUGUGCUACAGACUGA